UUAGUUGAUAGAACCCAGUGAUGAAACAUCCAUUGAAUGUUAUGAAACACUUCGAGGUUUAUUAGGCAAAGGUUUGUGAUAGUUUAACAUUAGUGAUUAUUCUUAAAAUUUUCCUGUCAAAUUAUUUUAAGAAAAAGAUAAUGAAACAUCAACAUUAUUUCUCGAUAUGGCUACAUGUUUUGAUGAUGUCGAUAGAAAGAUGAAUGAUGUAUUUAAUCAUCUCCAAAAACUAUCUGUUCCGUCUACAUGGUCUGAACCAAAAUUUCUUAAUUGGAAACAAUUAAAUGUUGCAAAUGUCGAUCAUCGCCAUCUUUUGUCAAAUGUAUUUACAAUGAAUAAAGUUGUUACAAUGCAUCAAGCUUGUCAGUUAGCCGUUGAUUAUUCAAAUGUGAUCAAUGAUAUAAAACUUCCAAUUAUUAAAGACAGUGAUAUGAGUAUAACAGUGAAGCGAUUUGUUGCUGCAUAUGUUCUUGAAUAUUUGAAUAGUCUACCAUCGAUGGCAACUGGCUAUUUGAUUCUUGCAUUAGCCAAUUAUAUUGUACCAUCGUUCAAUUUUGAUGAAAAACAAAUUAAAACAGCACCGUUAUUCGAUAAUUUUAUAAAUAAUAUAUGCAGUAUAAAUCUGAUACAAAAUGAUGAUAAACUAAAUGAAUUACAGCAAAUAUUGCUUCAAUACGAUACUGUAUGGAAAAUGGAAAAUCUAUACGAACGUAUCGAAAAACGUUUAGAAAUACUUCAUAAUCGAAAAGACACGAAUACUUUACAAUUAAAAGCGUUUCGAUGGAAAAAUUAUCAUUCAUUGAAAGAUAUGCAACCAAAAGCAAACAUUCAACGUCAAACAAUUUACGAUGAGUUGACUAAAGAUAAACAAAUAUUAGGCAUGCAAGAUUCAAGUUAUCAAACAGUGGCAGAUAAAGUAGCUGCACUUGAACAAACGGUUGUACAACGAUUACGUUGGGCAACUGGUGCUAAUUGUCUACUACAAGAUCUUCUCAGUAAAUUUGAAAAGAAACAAAAACAACGUGCAAAUGAAAUCGAGGUGAUUAUGUCUUUUUAUUACAUUCUUAUUCGAAGAAGCUUGUACUAAUCCAUCUCUAGACAUGAAUGAGAUCGGAACUAACAAAAUUUUUAUCUCAGGAACUUCAUCAAAAAAUUGUUUAGAAGUCUUGAGAGUUUUUUUAUUUAGAUAUUGAUCUUUCUGUCUAUUACUGUUGUAUGGAAACUUUAUUAAGUCGCCAAACUUCAUGAGUUUCAUUUAAAAAACACGUUUAUAUGUUGUAAUCAAAUAUAUCAUCAUUUAUCUGACUGUUCAUAUCUUCACUGUCUAUAUCGGUAUCUUCCUCAUUUCUCUCAAUCGUCUCAUCUGGUUUUCAUUCGUCUUUACGAGCAAAAUUUUUUUUCGCGACCAGAACUGAAAAUCAUUGGUCCCGCCCAUAUCUAUCCAUCUUUAUUGUUUACUAGCAGAGUCUUCUAAACUGUGUUUUUUACGAAUUAAAAUCGUUCAUUCUGAAAAGAAGUCUCUAAAGCAGUGUAAAACUGAAACGAUACAUAUCAGAAUACGUAAGUAUAAUCUGAACUUCUUU
Didymodactylos carnosus is the source of this 1583-nucleotide messenger RNA. The record is from the annotation of a GenBank genome assembly. NCBI's taxonomy places the organism in Eukaryota, Metazoa, Rotifera, Eurotatoria, Philodinida, Philodinidae.